Messenger RNA from Enterobius vermicularis (human pinworm), 534 nucleotides. The record is from the annotation of a GenBank genome assembly. NCBI's taxonomy places the organism in Eukaryota, Metazoa, Nematoda, Chromadorea, Rhabditida, Oxyuridae.
AUGAUUAGAGGUAAUUGUUUUAAAUGUUGUGCUUGCGAUGAGAUGUGUGAUUGUGGGUGUAAUAGCGAGGUGCAAAGGCAUGUCUUGAACGAAGAAGAAUGUGGUCGCGAUAUCUUGAACUGCCAGAGUCAGUUUUUGAACAAAGAAGAAGUACAGAGAAUUGCAGACACUAAAGCUUGCAUCCAGGUUCCUCUCUGGAUUGUGAAGUCAGGCUCUUCUUCAACAACCUUAUUUGAUCACAGAGACAUUAAGAGGUCAAUUUGCUCAGGCUCAGACCUUGUCUUUCAAAUGUUUAGAUCUGCCUUUGAAAAGCUGAAUGAUGGUGAGAUAGAACUAGCUGCUGAAGAUAAAGUUACUGGAAGGUUUCUAGCCAUGCAGCCAGCAGAUUCACAGGGCAUCGAGGAGGCGGAAAAGAGAAAGAGCAAGUAUCGAAAGGUAAAAACAAGUUUGAAACAGGCAGACAAGUUUGAGCUACUAAAAAUCGGAUUACACGGAAAAGUCUUUUGGGAUACACCAUCAGUGAAAUUGUACUAA